This is a messenger RNA of Cryptomeria japonica (Japanese cedar), 1157 nucleotides long. RefSeq names its product L-ascorbate peroxidase 2, cytosolic. The record is from RefSeq and is a predicted model, not a curated record. NCBI's taxonomy places the organism in Eukaryota, Viridiplantae, Streptophyta, Pinopsida, Cupressales, Cupressaceae. The coding region runs from base 52 to 849 and encodes 265 amino acids. The transcript has 10 exons. Gene Ontology annotation, molecular function: heme binding; peroxidase activity. Gene Ontology annotation, biological process: cellular response to oxidative stress; response to reactive oxygen species; hydrogen peroxide catabolic process.
UAUAAGAGAUUAGACUGAAUAGAAUUCACAUACUAUCGUGUGCAUGCAGCCAUGUUUUCACAAAUGAUGGCAUUUGUAUAUCCUGAAGUCCCCCAAGACUAUAAACUAGCUGUGGAAAAUUGUAGAAGAAAAUUGCGAGGAUUAAUACAAGAACAACAUUGUGCUCCUCUAAUUUUACGCCUAGCGUGGCAUUCUGCUGGGACUUAUGACAUUCAAAGCAAAACUGGAGGGCCUUUUGGAACUAUCAGAAACAAGGGCGAGCUAUCUCAUGCUGCAAAUGCAGGACUUGAUAAUGCAGUGAAGUUGUUGGAGCCUAUCAAAGAGCAGUUCCCUUCAAUUAGUUAUGCAGACUUUUAUCAGUUAGCAGGUGUUGUAGCUGUUGAAGUGACAGGAGGACCUUCAAUACCUUUCCAUCCUGGAAGAGUGGAUCAAUAUGAAAGUCCUGAAGAAGGUAGAUUGCCAAAGGCCACUGGAGGUUUAGACCACCUCAGAAUAGUUUUCCAGAGAAUGGGGUUGGAUGAUAAGGAUAUAGUAGCACUAUCAGGGGCUCACACAUUGGGAAGAUGUCAUAGAGAAAGGUCUGGAUAUGAAGGAUCAUGGACAAAAAAUCCAUUGAUAUUCGAUAACUCCUAUUUCAAAGAACUCAUAACAAGCCAAAGUAAAGAAUUGAUCCAACUUCCUUCAGACAAAGCUCUUUUACAAGAUCCUAUAUUUAGUAAAUAUGUUCAUCUAUAUGCCAAGGAUGAGAAUGCAUUCUUUACUGACUAUGCAGUGGCUCAUCUCAAGCUCUCCGAAUUAGGGUGGAAGUGUGGGAAGUGGGGGCGAGUAUUGUGUGGGAUAUGCAUAUAGUCAAGUUCCAAAAUUUCAAGUCCAUAUGAUCAAAUAUGAUGCCACAUCAACAUGCAUUUUUGUGAAGGUGUCCAAAAUGAUCCCAAAUUGUCAUAAGAUCCAUAGGUGUGCACUAAGUCAUGUUUACUUGUGUGCAGAUGUGGCAUCACAUCAUUGGUUAUUUUUUGAAUUUUAGAGGUACUUUUUUGGGGGAAAAGCAUUGACAUGACAUUUUUAGAGCACCACUAUUGGUCUUAUUUUGUCUAUGUACUAUAACAUGUAUUGGCUCCUCUCCCCUAAUGAUUUGAAGCGUCGAAGAGUUAUUUGUC